UGGACUAUCAUACAGAUUUUAGUAAAGUCAUGGGAAUCCUACAGGGUGAUGAGCUGGAUACAGGCAUUACAAAUGAAAACAAAAAGCAGGACGACACUCUCACACAGACAUAUCCAGCUGAAGAAUGCAAGAGCUCUUUGGACUACAGGAAACAAGAUCAUGAUGAUGAUGUUAUUCUCACUGGAUUUAAUACUGAAAACAGCACUGAUGAUGUUCAAGAGAUUCUACAGGAGAGUCCAAAGGCAAAAACAGAAAUGACACCAGACUACAAAACACAGACAGAACAAGAGAUAGUGAAUGAUUUUGUCGAUGAGGAUGACUUCCUGAAGGCAGCACUGGAUAACAAAUUGCCAAUGAUCAAGAGUUACCUCGCCAGGGGUGCAGACCCAAAUGCAUGUGAUAAUUUUAACCGUACAGCUCUACACAGAGCUUGCUCACAAGGCAAUGUAGAGAUUGUGAAAACGCUGUUGGAGGCUGGCGCUUCAAUAGAAAAUAAGGACAAGCUUCAAGCAACUGAAGUUCACUGGGCUUGUCGUGGUGGAAGCUUGCCUGUGCUAAAAGUACUACUUAACCAUGGGGCAAAACGGGAUUCCAGAGACAAGCUUCGCAGCACUCCCCUACAUGUGGCAGUGAGGACAGGACACUACGAAUGUGCUGAAUAUCUCAUACACUGUGGCGCAGACAUCAAUGCAAAAGACAUGGAGAAUGACACACCACUGCAUGAUGCGGUCAGGCUGAAUCGCUUCAAAUUCAUCCAGCUGCUGCUUCUGCAUGGAGCCGACUUAAAACUCAAGAAUUACGUAAGUACUCUGAACUGUAAUGCUCUCAUACUUUAUCAAGUUGCAGAUGCACAGUAUUAUGUAUACAUUAAUACAGAUGUAACUUUAACACGGGCUUUAUCAAAGUGUCCUGGUCAACCCCAGUUAAGGUGUGCACAGUGCCAUCUUCUGGUGCAUAUACAGAUAUUCCUUUUGCUAUAUAAUUUUAAUGUAAUUAGGCAACAACUCUCCAAAGUCAUUUGUAAUAGCAGUUAAGAUAUUCCACA
Molecule: messenger RNA, 1045 nt
Organism: Myxocyprinus asiaticus (Chinese sucker)
Lineage: Eukaryota; Metazoa; Chordata; Actinopteri; Cypriniformes; Catostomidae
Gene: ankrd1b
Product: ankyrin repeat domain 1b (cardiac muscle)
Exons: 8
Coding region: 30-1034 (334 amino acids)
Cellular component (GO): nucleus; cytoplasm
Molecular function (GO): protein binding
Source: RefSeq, a predicted model, not a curated record